Molecule: messenger RNA, 1544 nt
Organism: Apis laboriosa (Himalayan honeybee)
Lineage: Eukaryota; Metazoa; Arthropoda; Insecta; Hymenoptera; Apidae
Gene: AsnRS-m
Product: probable asparagine--tRNA ligase, mitochondrial
Exons: 4
Coding region: 20-1438 (472 amino acids)
Biological process (GO): asparaginyl-tRNA aminoacylation
Cellular component (GO): mitochondrion
Molecular function (GO): nucleic acid binding; asparagine-tRNA ligase activity; ATP binding
Source: RefSeq, a predicted model, not a curated record
UGUGUUUUAAAUACAAAAAAUGUCACUUGUAACGUUAUUUAAGUUUAACAGAAAUUUAUUUGUUAAUCUUAAAUUCUCAAAAUGUAAUGUUCACAGUAUGUUGCAAAUAUAUAAAGAUAAUUCUGAAACUAAUAUAGGAAGAAAUAUAAAAGUACAGGGUUGGAUUCAUGCAGUCAGAAAGAUGAAAAAUAAUAUUUUUAUUGAUAUUACGGAUGGAUCAACUCCUAAAAUGUUACAAAUUGUUAUACCAAAAUCCAAUAAACCAGAUAAUUUAAGUUUUGGAAGUAGUAUUAUAGCAGAAGGAAAAUUAGUUUUAAGUCCAAAUGGUAGAAUUGAAUUGCAUACAAAUAAUGUUACUAUAAUUGGUACAUGUGAUGUUAUGGAUGGGUAUCCUUUUGCUCCAAGAAAGCAUUAUGAUAUGGAUUAUGUUAGACAAUUUUUGCAUUUAAGACCAAGAACUAGAAGAUUUUCAUCUUUAUUAAGAUUACGUGAUAUGACAACUACAAGUAUUGAAAAUUAUUUAAGAAGCAAAAAUUUUAUUAAUGUACAUACACCAAUUUUAACUUCAAAUGACUGUGAAGGUGCUGGUGAAUUAUUUUUAGUAAAACCAUAUUGUGAAAAUGUAUUAAAAUCAAUGAAAAGAGAAAAUAUGUCAGAAGAAGAAUCAUAUUUUAAUACUAAGGCAUUUUUAACAGUUUCUGGUCAAUUACAUUUAGAAACAAUAGCAAGAUCAUUGACAAAAGUAUAUACUUUUGGACCAUCAUUCAGAGCUGAAAAUUCUAAAUCAAGAUUACAUUUAACUGAAUUUUAUAUGUUAGAAGUUGAAUUAGCAUUUAUUAAUAAUAUUGAUGAUAUAAUGAUUGAAAUUGAAUCAUUGAUAAAAUAUGUUAUUAAAGAUGUAUUUGAAAAAGGUGCUGCAGAUAUACAUAUAAUAGGUGGUUGUGAAGUGGCUUGGUUAAAUAAAAAAUUUAUAUGUAUAACAUAUGAUGAAGCAAUUAAUAUUCUAAAAAAUAAUGCAAAUUCCUUAUCAACUCCUAUUAAAUUUGGAACAAAUUUAUCUAAAGAACAUGAAUUAUUUUUAGUGAAAUAUAAUGAUAAUAUUCCAGUAUUUAUUAUAAAUUGGCCAAAAGAAAGCAAACCUUUUUAUAUGAAAGAAUGUAAAGAUGAUGCUUCAAAAGUUGCUGCAAUAGAUCUUUUAGUACCUACUGUAGGGGAAUUAGUAGGAGGCAGUUUACGUGAAGAUAAUUAUGAAAAAUUGAAAUUAAAGUUACCUCCAACAUCAGAUCUUUCUUGGUAUUUAGAACUGAGAAAAUAUGGCAAUGUUCCAACUGGAGGAUUUGGAAUGGGAUUUGAAAGAUUUUUACAACAUAUCUUUAAUAUACCAAAUAUUAAGGAUACUCUCCCUUUUCCAAGGUGGCCUCAUAAUUGCAAUUUAUAAAUAGAAUUUUAAAACUAUUUUAUUUAUCAUUUAUUUAUCAUUAUUAUUACAUAUUAUACUCUACAAAAAAAUAAAUAUUAUAAGAUAUUAUAAAAUAAAAUUUCUU